Molecule: messenger RNA, 1728 nt
Organism: Humulus lupulus (European hop)
Lineage: Eukaryota; Viridiplantae; Streptophyta; Magnoliopsida; Rosales; Cannabaceae
Exons: 3
Coding region: 1-1728 (575 amino acids)
Source: RefSeq, a predicted model, not a curated record
AUGACUGGAUCUGGGACCACAUUUUCAAAAGGUAUGGAAAGAUAUUAUAAAAGAAUUGAUCAAAAUUUAUCACAUCCUCCGGCACCGAAAGUAGAUAUUGAUUGCAGUACAAAAAGCCAUUGCAGUACAAAGAGACAUUGCAUCUCAAUUGAUAUGAGUGAUCUUCCUACUGAUCCUGGACUGCGAAUUCCAAUUUCAGAUUAUAGCCUGAAUAUUCAAGAUCAAAUUCGAAGACAUUAUUUGCAGCAAGGGCCUUGUCAACCAAAAAAUCAUAAAUUUCUUCCGAAACUUUUUGGAGGCGUGGAGCGUCGGUUCAACAUUGAAUGGUAUGAUCAAUUUCCUACUUGGUUAGAGUAUAACAUCGAUAAAAAUUCCGCAUUUUGUCUAUAUUGUUAUCUUUUUAAGCAAAAUAAUGGAAAACAAGGUGGUGGUGAGAUAUUUGUUAGUAAGGGUUUUUCAAAUUGGAAGAAAACAGAAACAUUUGCAAAUCAUGUUGGAAAACAUGAUAGUUCUCAUUACGAAUGUUACAAGAAAUGUGAAGCCUUGAUGAAUGAAAAACAACAAAUUCAACACAUUUUUGUCAAGAAAAACGACAAAGAUCGAAAAAGUUACCGUGUUCGAUUAACUGCAUCAGUUGACAGUAUUCGAUUUCUUCUACGACAAGGUCUUGCAUUUCGUGGUCAUGAUGAGUCUGAAGAUUCUAAUAAUCAAGGUAACUUUCUUGAACUUCUAAAUUUUUUGGCUGAUCGUAAUGAGGAAGUUAGAGCUGUUGCUUUGAAAAAUGCUCCUGAAAACCUUAGAUUGACUUCCCCAAGGAUUCAGAAAGACAUUGUAAAUGCAUGUGCUAUUGAAACAAUUGAUGUUAUUAUUAAAGACAUGGGAGAUGUUGUAUUUUCUAUUUUAGUUGAUGAAUCUCGUGAUGUAUCUAUAAAGGAGCAAAUGGUUGUAAUGUUUCGUUAUGUGGACAAGAGAGGGUAUGUGAUUGAACGAUUCAUAGGCAUUGAACAUGUUCCAAAUACAACAGCAAUCUCACUAAAAAUAGCAAUUGAUAAGCUAUUUUCAAAGCAUGGGUUGAGCAUAUCUAGACUACGGGGUCAGGGAUAUGAUGGAGCUAGUAACAUGAGUGGAGAAUUCAAUGGUUUGAAGAGUAUUAUCAUGAAGGAGAAUGAAUGUACUUUUUUUGUUCACUGUUUUGCUCAUCAGCUUCAAUUAGCACUCAUGGGUGUAGUCAAAAAACAUGAUUUAAUAGGUACUUUUCUCACUGUGGUAUCCAAUGUGGUGAAUAUUGUUGGAGCAUCAUCUAAGGGUCGUGACAUUCUUCGAGAAAAACAAGCUCCAAAAGUCAUUGAAGCCUUAAAAAGUGGACAACUUUCAAGUGGAAAAGGCUUAAAUCAAGAAAAUGGGAUUAAGCGUCCAUGUGAUACACGAUGGGGAUCACACUUUGGCACUUUGGUAAGCUUCACUAUCAUGUUUUCAUCUAUCCUUGAUAUACUUGAGGAAAUUACAAAUGAUAGUUUGAAUAGUGACCAAAAAUAUGAAGCAUUUAUUAUGUUACAAGUGGUGCAAUCAUAUGACUUUGUGUUUAGUUUGCAUUUGGUAAAAAAUAUACUUGGAAUCACAAAUGAGUUGUCACAAGUCUUACAAAAAGGUGAUCAAGAUAUUGUGAAUGCCAUGGAUUUAGUUAAAGUAUGCAAUGAGCAAUUACAAAUAAUGAGAGAUAAUGGAUGA